AGAGAGAGAGGGAGGGAGAGAGAGCAACCAAGUACAGUGGGCGGUACUGCAGAAUGGACCAUGGCCACAGUCUGGAUCUGCAUCGUCGGCGACAAAGCAACGGGGAAGAGCUCGUUGCUCACGUCGUUUGUCAAAGAUGCCUUCAUCACAACCAGAAUACAAGCCGUAUUGCCGCCGAUAACUUUGCCUCCGACUCUGGGAACGCCCGAUAACGUAUCCACUACCAUUGUCGACACCUCCUCCUUGCCCCAGGAUCGCGAUGAACUUAAAAAGGCCUUGCGCAAAUGCAAUGUCAUUCUUCUCGUGUAUAGCGACCAUUAUAGCUAUGAGCGCGUGGCGCUGUUCUGGAUGCCGUAUUUUCGAUCUCUUGGGGUCAAUGUGCCGGUAGUGCUGUGUUCAAAUAAAAGUGAUUUGAAUCCUGGCGUUAGCACUGCAAUCGAGGAUGAGAUGCUACCCGUGAUGACAGAAUUCAAGGAGAUUGAUGCGUGCAUCAGGACCAGUGCGCGAGAGCACCACAAUAUCAACGAAGUGUUCUUCCUCUGUCAGAAAGCCGUGACACAUCCGAUCGCGCCCAUUUACGAUUCCAAGGAGAACGCUCUGAAACCAGCUGCAAUUGACGCACUCAAACGAGUAUUCUAUCUGUGCGACAAAGACCAGGACGGCUUUCUCAACGACAAGGAGAUUCAGGACUUUCAGCGCAAAUGCUUCGACAAGUCUCUAUCGAACGAAGACCUCGCGAACAUCAAACGAUCAAUACAGCGAUCGAAAAACGAGGCCAGUCAUGACCAACAAGAGAACAACGCCGGUCGAGGCAUCGAUGUCAGUGGCUUCAUCCACCUCAAUAAGAUGUUCGCCCAAAAAGGACGACACGAAACGGUCUGGAUCAUUCUUCGCAAGUUCCAAUAUUCCGACAGUCUUUCUCUUUCCGACACUUUUCUCCAUCCCAAGUUCGAUGUCCCCGCUCAUGCCUCCGCUGAGCUGUCACCUUUGGGCUAUCGCUUCUUUGUCGACCUCUUCCUAUUACAUGACAAGGACAAUGAUGGCGGUCUCAGCAAUGCUGAACUGGCCGCACUUUUCGCGCCCACACCCGGUAUUCCAGCCCUCUGGGUCGACUCGGGUUUUCCUUGCAGCACUGUCAGGAACGAGGCGGGAUACGUGACCCUCCAGGGCUGGCUGGCACAAUGGAGCAUGACCACGUUCGAGGACCCCAGGAUCACGCUCGAGUAUCUUGCAUAUCUGGGGUUCGAGAUUGAUGGGAAAGGCACAAUCACGGCCUUGAAAGUGACCAAGCCGCGCAAGCGGCGCCAGAGACCUGGCAGGGUGGAGAGAAACGUCUUCUUGUGCUAUAUCAUCGGAGCGGCGCAAAGUGGCAAGUCGGCCUUGCUGAAUGCCUUUCUCGCCAGACCGUUCAAUGCCACCUAUCAUCCUACCAUCAAACCACAAACAGCCGUCAACAGUGUGGAGCUCCAAGGCGGCAAACAGUGUUAUCUCAUCCUCGAGGAGCUCGGAGAACUCGAGCCCGCCAUCCUCGACAACCAAGCCAAGCUCGACGCAUGCGACUUGCUCUGCUACACAUACGACAGCAGUGACCCCAACAGCUUCGCGCACAUUACCCAUCUCCGCAAGCGCUAUCCCGCUCUACUCUCUUCGAUCCCAUCAGUGUACGUCGCCUUGAAAGCCGACCAAGACCGCGCCGUGCAACGAACGGAAAUCCAACCCGACGUCUUCUGCGAGCAGCUGAAGAUGGCGAAGCCGCUGCAUGUGUCUGCGAAAUGGACUUCCAUCAGCGACUUCUUCGUCCAUCUGGCCGAGUGUGCGACGUAUCCCUCGCAGGCGCUCCCGAAGAGCGAAGACGAUUCCGUCGACCGCACCACUCUGUAUGUGGGACUGGCGGCUACAAUUGGAGUGGCAACUGCCUUUGCCUGGGUAUGGAAACGCAAUGUGGAAUCUUGACACACACACCGCCCCGUUGUUGGAGGAGAAAUAAUGACAAGAAAAAAAAAGGCAAGAUAAAUAUCGACUUUACGUAACUCGAUAGUGCGGCUGUACUCUUGAC
Messenger RNA from Sphaerulina musiva SO2202, 2056 nucleotides. Its product is annotated as mitochondrial Rho GTPase. Gene Ontology annotation, cellular component: mitochondrial outer membrane. Lineage: Eukaryota; Fungi; Ascomycota; Dothideomycetes; Mycosphaerellales; Mycosphaerellaceae. The coding region runs from base 61 to 1953 and encodes 630 amino acids. Gene Ontology annotation, molecular function: GTP binding; GTPase activity; calcium ion binding. Gene Ontology annotation, biological process: small GTPase-mediated signal transduction; regulation of mitochondrion organization; mitochondrion organization. The transcript has 4 exons. The record is from RefSeq and is a predicted model, not a curated record.